Messenger RNA from Theobroma umbraticum, 330 nucleotides. RefSeq lists its product as uncharacterized. The record is from RefSeq and is a predicted model, not a curated record. NCBI's taxonomy places the organism in Eukaryota, Viridiplantae, Streptophyta, Magnoliopsida, Malvales, Malvaceae.
AUGGCCUCCAAAAAUGCAUCAUCAUCAAGCUCCAAGUCACCGACGUCCCGUGCAUGCCUGUGUUCCCCUUCCACACACCCAGGCUCCUUCAGGUGCAACCUGCACAGGAAUUUCAACAAGCCACCCGGUCGGACAGUGGUGGUUCGCGUCUCACCAAAUCACUGGGAAUUAGCUGUCAUAGCCAAAGCAAAUUCCAUCAAGGCGAUUCUGCUCCAAAUAAUUAAGCCAUCCGGCCAUGACAUGCGAAGGAGGAGGAAUUUCCAGCCUAAGCCUUCCAGGUUUUGUUUAUUGAAUGGCAACACAAACGGGUUUGGGGUUGCAGUUUCCUGA